AUGCCCGUGAGUGUAAUCCCUGACUGCACAUCCACCAGUGUAGAUGACAGCUUGUUCUUCUACUUCCCAAAUGUUGUGGUUUUGGAUAACCAGACUAGUUCACCAACUUUGCCCAGAAAGCUCAGGGCUAAGCCAAAUGGCUUCGUCUGGCAUCUGGAGCUGUACCAUGCCUCCCUGCACUUCUGCCUCUACUGUUCAGGUCCAUUGCUGUCUGAUGGCCGACUGACACACCUCCUCUUUCCUCUCCUCCUCCUCCUGCGGGCUCCCCUGUUGUUCAGCUUUGUUGAACGCACAUGCCCAAAUAGCUGCAGAUGUGAAGGGAAAACUGUCCAUUGUGAUUCAGCUAGUUUCCUAGAUGUCCCUGAAAAUGUCACAAUAGGCUGCCAAGGCCUUUCCCUGCGCUACAAUGAGCUGCACACCCUGCUACCAUACCAGUUUGCACACCUUGGCCAGCUUCUUUGGAUUUACUUGGAUCACAAUCAGAUCUCAACGGUUGACAGCCGAGCUUUCCAGGGGGUACGCAGGCUCAAAGAGCUAAUACUGAGCUCCAACAGGAUCAAAACCCUGCACAAUUCAACAUUUCAUGGAAUUCCUAACCUUCGCAGUCUGGACUUGUCCUACAAUAAACUGGAAAACCUGCAGCCAGGUCAAUUCCAUGGCUUAAGAAAACUACAAAACCUACAUCUACGCUCAAAUGGUCUCUCCAACAUCCCAAUUCGAGCAUUCCUGGAGUGCAGAAGUUUGGAGUUUCUAGAUUUGGGCUAUAAUCGAAUCAAGGCUCUUACCCGCACCACCUUUUUGGGGCUACAGAAGCUGAUGGAGUUGCAUCUGGAACACAACCAAUUCUCACGAAUCAACUUUUUUCUUUUUCCACGUUUAGCAAAUCUGAGAUCACUUUACCUGCAGUGGAACCGCAUCAGGGUGGUCAACCAGGGCCUUCCAUGGACAUGGUAUACACUACAAAAACUCGACCUGUCUGGGAAUGAAAUCCAGACUCUGGAUCCAGCUGUGUUUCACUGCUUGCCCAACCUUCAAGUUCUCAACCUGGAAUCCAACAAGUUGUCCAAUGUGUCUCAGGAGGCGGUGUCAGCAUGGAUCUCGCUGACUUCCAUCAGCCUGGCUGGGAACAUGUGGGAUUGUGGAACUGGCAUAUGCCCUCUAGUGGCAUGGUUAAGGCAUUUUCGGGGUACUAAGGACACCACUAUGAUAUGCAGCAGCCCAAAGUUUCUCCAGGGAGAAAAAAUUAUGGAAGCCACAAGGGACCACGGUAUUUGUGAGGAAACCGAUUAUGUUCUGACUGAAACCCCGUCACCAAUGUCAGAGCUCAUUUCUGAAGCCACAGCUGAACCAACCUUUGCCCCUACUAGCGGCUCCCCCCCUUUGCCAUCAUCCCACACCUAUGGUCCUUUCCAACCUUUCAGACCUCAGCCUAUUCCUCAUCCUACCUUUCCAGGUCACUUGAGCAAAGAUCCAAGAGACUCAGUUGCUCGCACUAAACCGACUCACAUACCACCCCCUGAGUUGGAGCACAUGACUCUGCACAAAGUGGUGGUGGGCAGUGUUGCCCUCUUCUUCAGCAUGUCCCUACUCUUGACAAUUAUCUAUGUGAUGUGGCGGCGCUAUCCAGUUGCAACCAGGUUGUUGCAGCAGCGAUCCAUGGUGGGGCGGAAGCGUCGCAGAAAGAGUCCAGAGCCAGAGCAGAACCUGAGCACCCAGCUCCAAGAGUAUUACAUGAGCUACAACCCUGCUGCAACUCCAGAGGCAUUGGAGGUGCUUGGCAAUGGCACAGGUUCCUGCACUUGCACAAUUUCUGGCUCCAGGGAGUGUGAGCAGAAUGAGUAUACGUGUCCACGCCCCCUACCUGGUGCCUGGCUGGGAGAUGUGCCUACCAUCCAUUAACCCCUGAAAAGGAAGUGCUUUCGAUUGGGUUCAACAAACCCAACAGGGAUACAAGAAAGAGUCGUUUGCAGAGAACUCAUCAGGAUCCUACCACCAUAACUCACAUUCAAGGACGCAUUUGGGAUGUUCCUUCGUGCUAACAAGGGCAACCACAAACUAGGACACAGAGGAGAUCAUACUGUCUUUUAAUUUUUCUUAAGAUUUUAUAAAGUCUUGUAUCUGGCCUGUGGUCUUUGGUCACAGACUUUGCUGCAUUCCAUUCUGCUUCAUCACCUCACAGACACUGACACACAUGUUUGUGGAGAUGCAGCCCUUUGGUAAAAAGCAGAGACUUGGAAGAAAACUUGUGAGCACUAAUGUAUGGCUCGAACCAACAUGGAAGCGCAUCAUAUAGACUAUGAUAGCUCAUUGUGUCCGAGAGGACAAUGUGGCAUUGUGUUGAACACAGGGAAAGACUGUGCUAAUAAAAAAGGCUUUAAAAAGUGUAAACUGAGCAGUGAAUCGUUGAUGAAAAUGCACUGAAGAUGGAGUUCUGCCAACACAGCGGUGUGUAAUUUAAAGUGGGUUUCCAUAUUUUGAUUUCAUAAGAAGCAUCAUGUUGUCAUCUUUCAGUGCUUUUUUUAUUUUACAGAAAGACUUAUCAAAAGGGUAGGAUGGUGUAAAUGUGCCUCACUGGAGCAGAAAAAUUAUGAAAGGAGUCAUUGAGCUUCUGUGCACCUGUCAGUAAUGAGGAAUCUGCUUCAUCAGGUGGAAAUCAAGUCAGCAGCUGGAAGAUCGUUUGAUGCCUGCGAGAACUUGCCCGAGGAAACAAACUAUCCCCCAGCCAAUGACUUGGAGAAAUUUUGUUUCGUUUUGUUUUCUUUUUGUUGGUUUCUAAGAUAUUUUUUUCCCUAAGUUGUUUCUUACUGUCACCAAACCUUUGAUAUCUACUUUGAUUUCAAGGUUUGAGAAGGCAACCAGAAGCAAAUGAGGGAAAGAAGCUCCUUUUAAGGGUAAAAUGUAAUUUUCUGAAAUUAUAAUGUUGUUAAUGUUGUACUUAAUGAAUAUGUGUUCCUGCCAUUUUCAACACCAAAUACUAAAGAGCCAAAUGGAGUGGUUUUGGCUUUUGGCUCUCCCAAACUUGGAUUCUUACAGAUCCAAGAUUUGCUCUCUAAAAAGAAAUCCACAAAAUAUAAUACAAAGCCUCAACUUCCCUCACAUCCAGCAGUGCUCCCUUACCAAAUUGGCUUUUUUUCAUGUGUGUAAUGUGUACGUCUUUGUGAAUAAAUGAUCUUGCAAGGACAGUCUUUGUUCGGAAGAUCCUGUUUGAGAGAGCACUGCUUACUUCUUAUGACUUAUGUCGAAAACAUGCUACACUUUCCUUAAAAUAAUCUGCCCGACCCUCCCCUCGAAAAGAGCCUGCUGUUGUUGCUGUGCGCGGUUCCACGUGUGCUUGUGUUUCAUCCGUUAGGAGUUCCUUAUUAUAUUUCAGACGCAUUGAGUUGUGAAAUUGUUUGUUUCAACCUUCUUUCUACACAGGAAAAUGUUCAUUUUCUAUUGUAAAUUUCUGCUUUCCCCCUUGAAUUUGUUGAUAUUUAGUAAGCAGCUGUAUUAUUUGUUCACUUUCAACAGUAUGUUUUAUAAUGAAAAUAACAACUUUAUUGUUGAGCGAUAUGAAUUGGUCAAAUUAAAAUAUUCAUCAAUC
Molecule: messenger RNA, 3583 nt
Organism: Notolabrus celidotus (New Zealand spotty)
Lineage: Eukaryota; Metazoa; Chordata; Actinopteri; Labriformes; Labridae
Gene: lrrtm4l1
Product: leucine rich repeat transmembrane neuronal 4 like 1
Exons: 4
Coding region: 1-1899 (632 amino acids)
Molecular function (GO): protein binding
Source: RefSeq, a predicted model, not a curated record